Syngnathus acus (greater pipefish) is the source of this 2339-nucleotide messenger RNA. RefSeq names its product aspartyl-tRNA synthetase 2, mitochondrial (gene dars2). Gene Ontology annotation, cellular component: cytoplasm; mitochondrion. The coding region runs from base 240 to 2234 and encodes 664 amino acids. The transcript is spliced from 17 exons. Lineage: Eukaryota; Metazoa; Chordata; Actinopteri; Syngnathiformes; Syngnathidae. Gene Ontology annotation, molecular function: aspartate-tRNA ligase activity; nucleic acid binding; ATP binding. The record is from RefSeq and is a predicted model, not a curated record. Gene Ontology annotation, biological process: aspartyl-tRNA aminoacylation.
AUUCAACCGACCGGUCUCUCUUCCGUCUUCCGGUGUCCUUAAAUGUGUAUUAAAAAGAGCGUACGCCGAAUUUGAUUGAAUCGAAAAUGGACAAAAAUUUGUUAGCGAGCAGUUUGUCCAGCUUUUUAAUUUUCUAUUGUUGUUCUUUUUCCUCGAGAGGCAAACUCAUUUUUGCAUGACUUGUUCCAGCAACGAGGAAUCUCCCACGCACAAAAUCAUCCUAAUGAAAUAACGACACAAUGGCAACAACGUGCAGAUACAUGGUGCGGAGAACACUCUGUGCACUUGGAGCUCAUGGAGUUUCUUAUCAGCACUUCACUCCAUCUUCAAGUCAAAGAAAGCUCAUUCGGAGACCACAAGUCAGACACCUGAGCUGUCCUGACAAUUCCCGUUUGACAGGGAGCAGCUCUUUGUCCUUUAGGAGUCAUACCUGUGGACAACUAAGAUCUGAGCAUGUUGGUGACAAAGUCACAUUGUGUGGAUGGGUCCAAUACCUGAGACAGGACCUGUUUGUCAUUCUCCGAGACUUCAGUGGCCUCACCCAAGUACUUAUACCUCAGCAGGAAAGUGCACACCAUCUUAAAGAAGUACUGUGUAAUCUCACAGCUGAGUCUGUCAUCAAGGUUACUGGGACAGUUAGGCAACGGCCAGCGGGACAUGAAAACAAGGGGAUGCCAACUGGUGACAUUGAAGUCCUUGCUGAGCAUGUGGAAGUUUUCAAUGUGUGCCAGAAGUUGCCGUUUGAAAUCAAAGACUUUGUUAAAAAAUCAGAGUCUUUACGCAUGCAGUUUCGUUAUCUAGACCUGAGGUCUUCUCGCUUACAGAAGAACCUCCGACUGAGGUCCCAACUAGUGAUGAAGAUGAGGGAAUAUCUUUGCAAUGUACACGAUUUUGUUGAUGUCGAAACACCGACAUUGUUUAAAAGAACACCAGGGGGAGCCAAAGAGUUUGUGGUUCCAUCCAGAGACCCGGGUCGUUUCUAUGCCCUCCCUCAAAGUCCACAGCAGUUCAAGCAGCUUCUCAUGGUGGCCGGAAUUGACAGGUACUUCCAGGUUGCUCGCUGCUAUCGAGACGAAGGCUCCAAACCAGAUCGGCAGCCUGAGUUCACCCAGGUUGAUAUCGAAAUGUCUUUUGUGGACCAGACGGGCAUCAUGUCCCUCGUGGAAGGUUUGUUGAAAUACUCGUGGCCUACAGGGAAAGGCCCCCUCAUGGUUCCUUUCCCAACCAUGACAUACAAAGAGGCCAUGAGGGACUAUGGGGUGGACAAACCUGAUACAAGAUUUGACAUGAAGCUGAUGGACCUCAGAGAUAUUUUCCUGUCCACAAAUAUUGGUUUCUUCAAAUCAGCUGUUAGCAAACCCGGAAGCUCCGUUUUGGCCAUCUGUGUCCCCAGUGGAAGUGAACUUUUUACUGGGAAAGAUUUAGAAGAACUGAAACAAUCAUCUAAGACAAAUUUUAACCAGGAGGUGAGUGUGGUGCUGGUCAGAGAAGAUGGAACGCUGAAGUCUCCUCUGAAGAAAUUGUUGUCUGCUUCUGACACUGAUGCUCUACUGAGGAAGACUGCCGCCAAACCAGGCGACCUGCUACUGAUAGCUGCUGGUCCUUGUGAACUUCUGCGCCCAACGCUUGGUAGUCUUCGUUUGCAGUGUGCAGAGCUCCUGGAGUCUCAUGGCUUGACAGUCCGUGACUCAUCGGCCUUUCAUUUUCUGUGGGUCGUGGAUUUCCCUCUCUUCUUGCCUAAAGAAGACAAUCCAGAAGAGCUUGAGUCAGCCCAUCAUCCAUUUACUGCUCCACUGCCGGAAGACACCCAGUUGCUUUACACGGAGCCGCAAAAAGUUCGUGGCCAACACUACGACCUUGUGUUGAACGGCUGUGAGAUUGGAGGAGGUUCAAUUCGUAUCCACAAGGCUUCAGAGCAACGUCACGUUUUAAAGAAUAUCCUCAAGGAGGAUCUCAGUGUUCUUUCUCACCUGCUGGAGGCUUUGGACUCUGGCGCGCCGCCACAUGGUGGUAUUGCUCUUGGUUUGGACCGGCUGGUUUCCAUCAUGGUGGCUGCUUCCAGCAUACGUGAUGUCAUCGCCUUCCCAAAGUCAUUUCGUGGUCAUGACCUAAUGAGUCGCGCUCCAGACUUUGUGUCAGAGGAGGUGCUGAAUUCCUACCAUAUUUCAGUCAAGAAGCCAACAGAGACCCGAGUAGAACACGAUGAAAAGUGUGGAGAUUUACAACAAAGCUAGAUGGACAAAAAGGCACUGUUUGUAAUCACAAAGACAAUGAUGGUAAAACGCUCACUGCACCGAUACCUUGAUAUAAGACUGUAUCGUCACUGAUACAAAACAAAA